This is a messenger RNA of Ornithodoros turicata, 1047 nucleotides long. Its product is annotated as putative nuclease HARBI1. The transcript has 3 exons. Lineage: Eukaryota; Metazoa; Arthropoda; Arachnida; Ixodida; Argasidae. The record is from RefSeq and is a predicted model, not a curated record. Bases 1 to 1047 code for a protein of 348 amino acids.
AUGGAUGACGACGAUUUCGUCGAUUUUGCUCUUUACGUUGCAAGGAUAACAGAGGAAGGACGCCUCACAGCGUGUCAACGACUGCGUGACUGGAGCAAUCAUUUUGAUGUGUACGGGCGGCAGGACUUCGAAAGAAAGUACGGCUUCCCGAAGGAGCUUGUGUGUGACUUCGUGGAAAUGCUAGGCCUACGAAGUUGUGUCAACAACCGAGGGAGCCCAUUGCCACCCGUUUACCAGUUGCUUUUGGCCCUCCGUUUUUAUCGCACGGGCUCGUUUCAGAUGGUAAUCGGCGAUGUCGUCAACGUGAGCCAGCCAACAGUGUCGCGGGCAAUUGCAACAUUGUCAAGAGCGCUUGCAAGACUCCGGCCGGAUCAUGUGAGACUGCCAACGCCCGAUGAAAUUCCAGACGUACGUCUGCAGUUCUACAAGAUCGCAGACUUUCCUGGCGUCACAGGAUGUAUAGAUGGGACACACAUACCAAUACAAAGUCCCGGUGGUGAAAACGCCGAACUGUUUCGCAACAGGAAAGGAGUCUUCUCGGUGAAUGUCCAAGUUGUGUCCGGACCCAACCUGGAGUUCUACGAUAUUGUGGCAAGCUGGGCUGGGUCAACUCACGACAGCCGCAUUCUGCAGAAUAGCAGAUUUGGCACCUUGUUGGAGAAUUCGCAGUACCCAGGUAUCAUCCUUGGAGACGCUGGCUAUGCCUGCAAGCCACAUCUUCUCACACCUUUGUUGAAUGUACAGACUGCCAGUGAGGAAAGGUAUAAUAAAGCUCACAUCAAAACAAGGAACUCGAUCGAAAGAGCUUUCGGAGUCUGGAACCGGAUGUUCCCUUGUCUCACAAAGAAGCUGGCAACAAAGUUAGAGACGACAGUUGCCAUAAUCACUGCCACCGCUGUCCUCUACAACAUCUGCCGAAAAAGAAACCUGCUGACCAUGCCGGAUGAAACAGAAGAGGUCGACAGUGAGGCUGUGGAGAAUGCCACAGAUGAUAGAUUAGGGGUGGCAGCAAGACGUGCAUUCAUCCAGCGACAUUUCAGCAGUUAG